GAUGGUUAUCCCGUGGAACUGAACAAAACGUGUUUGUUAGAAGCCGCACAAGAUUACCGUUUCCAUCCGCGGACAAAGUUGGAUACGAGCUGGCGUCGACGUGCCAAGACAGUGAGUUGUGAACUUCCUGCCAAGACGUCCGGCAUCCGGCUACUUGUCAAUAUUGUACCAACCAUGGAAAUGCUACGGAUCCUAGUGCCUAUGGAAGGAUCAUCCGAUUGCGCCUAU
Molecule: messenger RNA, 228 nt
Organism: Opisthorchis viverrini
Lineage: Eukaryota; Metazoa; Platyhelminthes; Trematoda; Opisthorchiida; Opisthorchiidae
Exons: 1
Source: RefSeq, a predicted model, not a curated record